AACAACCAAGUUAAAUGUUAAUCCGUCUCUUUACAAAAUGUUGUUUUAGGUACAGUAACGUAUUAGUUUUUAAAAUGGCAACUAAUGCAUGUUUGUAUGCGAGUCAAGUGUGACGUUAAGUCAAUUCCAUAGCAACUAAAAGCGUUCCCGUUGGCGCAACUAUGAAGCUGAGUUGCAAAGGAACCGUCUUGAAGCAGCUCCUUUGGAAGUUGCUGACAACCAUCCCCUCAAACCCAUAUUGGUGACAGACACCAAAGCCCGCCGUGGGACUCGCAAAGGCAGCACCUCUUCCUCAUCUUCGUCCUCAUCCUCUGUAGCCCCAGACCCUCUCAGCUCCAUGUUGGAUGGAACCGAUCCGCUGUCCAUGUUUGCGGCCGCCUCUGCCAGCGAGAUUCCAUCUACGACGCACAAUGCUGGGGAUUCAGGGAGGAAGAGGAGGGAAAAGGAGGAAGAGGCAGUGGGGCCAGAUUUUGAGCCCUGGUCGAUGAAAAGAGGAGAAAUCCUGGCAAGGUUCACCACAACUGAAAAACUCUCAAUUAACCUUUGCAUGGGCUCUGAAAGCGGAAAUUCUCAAAACGCUGGAUCAUCUGCUGUCUCCGAGAAGGUUCGCACUCGUCUGGAGGAACUGGACGAUCUAGAAGAGGGAUCACAGAGAGAGCUACUGAAUCUCUCCCAGCAGGAAUAUGCCAACCGGAUCGAGGAGUUGAAUCAGUCUCUGAAAGAGGCCUGGGGUUCUGACCAGAAGGUCAAAGCUUUGAAGAUUGUAAUCCAGUGCUCCAAGCUUCUGUCUGACACCUCCGUCAUCCAGUUUUACCCCAGCAAGUUUGUUCUCAUCACUGACAUACUCGACACUUUUGGCCAGCUUGUAUACGACAGAAUAUGGAGCAUGUGUUCAGAUCCAAGACCUUUACCAGACUCGUUCACAGUUGAUGAUGUCAACGACACAGCUAAGGAGACGUGCCUCAACUGGUUCUUCAAGAUCGCCUCCAUUCGAGAACUCUUGCCCAGACUAUACGUCGAAGCAUCCAUCCUUAAGUGCAACCGCUUUGUCAACAUAGUUGGCAUUCAGGAGACUCUCCCACGGCUGACUGCCAUGAUCAGAGGGAUCGGAGACCCACUGGUGGCGGCUUACACCCGAGCUUAUCUCUGCCGGGUUGGCAUGGAGGUCGCCCCCAGCUUGAAAGACAGCCUCAACCGCAACUUCUUUGACCUGCUGGGAACCUUUCGGCAGAUGAGUGGGGAGAGCGUUCGCAACCAGCUCCUCAUUCAAAGGGUGGAGAUGCCCGAAUAUUUGACGCUUUAUUCUCCUGCUAUCAACUGGAUCCUGCAGUGUAGUGCUGACAGAGCACCGGAGUCUGUCCUAACAGAGAUGAUGGAGAGAUGCAAAAAGCUUGGAAACAACGCCUUGCUGCUGAAUUCAAUAAUGCGAGCUUUCAGGCCAGAGUUUGUGGCCACCAGAGCCACCGACUUCAUCGGUAUGAUAAAAGACUGUGACGAGGCUGGGUUCCCCAAGCAUUUGUUGUUUGGAUCUCUGGGUCGCUGCCUUGCCGUGGCCGACCCUCCAGAAGCCGAGAGGCUGACCAUCCUCAAUGAAGCGUGGAAGGUUGUCACUAAAGUUCGCAGUCCUCGGGAUUACAUCAACUGUGCUGAGAUCUGGAUGGAGUUCACCUGCAGACAUUUCACGAAACGAGAGGUCAACACUGUUCUGGCAGACAUCAUCAAACACAUGACUCCUGACCGGGCCUUUGAGGAAGCCUAUCCUCAGCUGCAGUCUGUGAUCAGGAAAAUUCUGGCCCACUUCCAUGACUUCUCUGUCCUCUUCUCCAUGGAGCGUUUCCUCCCAUUCCUGGACAUGUUCCAGAAGGACAGCGUCAGGGUGGAUGUCUGCAGAUCCAUCAUGGAUGUCUUCAUCAAACACCAGCUGGAGCCAACCAGAGACCCGGUCAUCCUCAAUGCCAUGAUGCAUAUCUGCAAGACCAUGCAUGAUUCUGUCAAUGCUCUCACUCUCGAGGAUGAAAAAAGAUCCCUCUCUCUGCUGAUCGUUGGCUUUAUGCGCUUGGUUUCCUUUGGGCGUGACUUUGAGCACCAGUUGAGUUUCUGUGUGGAGGCCAGAGCAACAUUCUGUAACCUGGAACCAGUACUGGUGCAGCUCAUUCACACGGUGAACCAACUGGCCAUGGAGACCAGGAGAGUGAUGAGGGGCAGCCACUCCCGCAAGACGGCAGCAUUCGUUCGGGCGUGUGCAGCCUACAGCUUUAUUACCAUCCCGUCACUCAGCAGCAUCUUUAGUCGUCUCAAUCUUUAUCUGCUGUCUGGUCAGGUUGCGUUGGCCAACCAGUGUCUUUCCCAGGCGGAUGCCUUUUUAAAGGCAGCGGUCAGUGUUCUUCCAGAGGUUCCACGCUCCAUCAGCGUGGAGGGAAAGCUUCGCUCUGCUGAGAGUUUCAUGCUCGACUUCAUCAACAACUUCCUCUCAACUCUUCUAGUUGUCCCGGAUCACCCGGAGCAUGGUGUGCUUUACUUAGUCCGUGGCCUGCUCAACAUGGUGAAGGAUUGCACCUGGGAGGACAACAGCGACGCUAAAGUGCGGGUCUACAUCAGCGCCCUGCCGCUGCUGGCCGCCAUGAGCCAAGAAAGCUACCUCUACACCAUUCCAAAAAUGGAGUCCAAUGAAACCCUUUACGGAGGGGACCCCAAGUUCCUAUCAGAAAUCAACAAGCUGUGUGAGACAUUAAUUGGACAGAUCCUGGAACACCUGAAGACCCUCGGUCGAGAAGAGCAGCAGGGCAUGCGUCGCCAAUGUGCUCUGGCCUUCUCACUCUUCGGCGUCCUGCUCUCCCACGGUGACCUGAGGAACAACAAGUUGAGCCAGCUGGCUGUCAACCUGUGGAACCUCAGCCACAAACACGGAUACUGUGACACGCGCAUUUCUGUUCGGACUCUUGAGUGCAUGAAGCAUCAAGCUGCACAGGCCGACAUGGCUCACUUGUCAGAUACGGUCCAGAGACUUACAUUGCAGUCUCGCACCUGAACACCAGCAUCAUGUACGGUAUUUGUAAAAAGAAAGCCCACUGCUACUGUCGAGUGUGUGUAUCAUCAUGCAAAGCACAAAAGAAACACAAAGCUUGUGGAGGAAUGUUGUGCAUCACUUAAUAUUUGGUUAGUUUGACUGAAAGUAGUCAGUCAUACUUCUAUUAAUAUCAUGAAAUGCAAUUUAUAUUCAUGAAAUACCUUUCAUACUGUAUUUAUACAUCAUUUAAAAACUAAUCUUUACUGUAAGUAUGGUAUACCGUUGCCAAAUUCCAUAAACUACAUGGUACAAUAAAGAAAUACAGGACAAGAUUUGUUUCACGCCAGUCUCCAUCCUCUCAGUUGUAGUUUAUUGACUCAGUUAGUGUAUCAUUGAAAACAGCAACUCUGCUCCUCUUGGUCUUGGUCUACAUUUGGUUGCACGCCUUUUGCUUUAUACUGCCCCCCCCCCAACCAACAACUCAAAAGUCUUUGUUGCCUAAUUUUUUAUUUAUUUUUUGGCCUGUGAUAAUAGAUUACUGUAUGAGAGCGACCCCGAAUGAAGCCGUACUUAAAAUUGGGGAAACCAGAUGGGAAAACAAUAUCAGGGAAUUUGAAUGCUGGAAUAUUCUGACCGACUACAUUUCAAAUGAUAAUGGAAGACUCAAUCUUAAAUGUGACUGAUCAAAUGUUGCUGACAAGGCCAAACACAAUAACUAAAGGUUGGGAAUAUCCUGACUGAAAUGGAUGAUGGAGGUGGAUGAGUGACCACCUCCAAGAGGAACUGUUUAACAUUACAUACAUGAGCAUUUCCAUCCACCCCCCCCCAAAGUCCUAACAUUUGUUCACAACCACGCUAAAUUCAUCUUGGAGAUGGUAACAAAUGAGACAGGAGGUGCAAGAUGAUAACGCUGAGAUUGACCGUAAGCUUUACUACAGAUGAGAAACUGAGAGGUGGUGGUGACAACUUUAAAUGACUACUAAGACAUAUUUAAGGGAUGGUGCGGUGCGGUGCGGCGACACGGUGACAACAGCAGUGAUUGAGCUAUCUGGCAAGGGAGUGAAUAUUGUAGUGUGUCCCCAUGGUGACUCUGUAAUAAACAACACUGUCCAGGAGACAACUUCAUAUCUACAAUACUGUUCUGUCCAACAAGUUGUAAAAGACUCUGACCAGGGAGUCUAACAAAAGUAAUUCAAAUAAUAUCUUUACUGCUGUUCAGUCCAAGUAGCCGGAUACCCGGAGUGGGUUUGGACUGGAUGAAUGAAAUUAUAGGGGGGGGGGAUCAUGUGUGCAACACAACUCCGAAAACGUGUACCGGUCGUCCCCUUUUUUUGUGUGUUUGUGUGUCAUGUGUGAAGUGUGUUCUUUUGCUCUUUUGCAUCCGUGGCUAGAGGCUCAAUCCAGUUCGAUGGGGCUGCUGUCCUCCUGGGCUUCCUCCACACCGUCGUCAUCCUCGCCCGCUCCCAUCAGGCUGUUCAGCAAGUUUCCUGCAGGAUGCGACGUCGGCUUUGUAAGCCAUUUUUUUUAAGCUUUGAAAGAAAACAAGCUAUUGAUUCACUCACCUAGCAGACCACCAUAUGAUGGAGACUGUUUGGGGGGAACACCAAAGAAAAGUUGUCCUAUUCUGUCAAGAUACUGAAAAAAAAACAUAAAUGAAUUAUUAAGACAAUGGCUGUCUCAAAUGGAACACUACACUACACAGUACACUAUAGAGAUGUUUCCCUACAUCACAUACCGCUCCCUCGUUCUAUAGCGGUUUUCCAAAAAUUGCCCACUAGGUGACUGUGUUCGGUUAAACAAGGGCCAAACGUGAUCGGCAGAAAAGACAUUGGCCCAAUAACAACAACAUAAUGAUCGCAAUCAUAGCAUGAGCUACUGUUUAGGCCGCAACCCACGGCAAGCUAAGACUCAACUCUCAACUUACGAUAUCACUUCCUAUCCUCUACACAUCUGUGUGCCCGCUACUAAGUUCUGCUAGGCAACUCAUUUACUGUGACACACACAAACAGGACUUGUAUUUAUACAUGCUAAAUGACUUAUUAUGUCUACUUUGUUGGGUAAUGUGAAUAUAAGGCCAUUUAAAGCCAUCAUUACAGUACGCUGAUGAGACAAUAGCAACUGCAGGAAGAAACAAAUAUAUGAACUGCUAACAUAUGAGUCUUAUUUAUGUCUAAUACGUCUUGCUGGAGCGGCUGUGUGUGUGUGUGCAACUCUGCAAGCACUCACCUCAUUAUACAUGGGGUCUCUUUUCAGGGAAGGUUGAUAUUGCUCACAUAAGACUGUGAAAACUGUUAAUUUACCCCUGAAAAGGCAACAAGCAAAAACAGUCACCAUGAAAAUGUACUCCUCAUUAGGUACAAGAUAUGACCUUUACAAGGAUAAUAACGCUCAGACAUGUUUUAUGUGUAUUUUAAGAACAUUCUUACCCAUCCACUGCCAGCAGCAGAAACCAGAUAAAGUUAAGCAGAGGCUGGACAAACGGAGGUCCUUGCUCUAUGGACGGGUGUUUCUCUGUGUAUGUGCUGAACACCACGGAAGCGCUGUUUUUGUUCUUUAGGCAGAGAAACCUGUUGGAGUAAAAAAAAAAAAGAGUCAAAAAUGGCUCCAUAUGGUCACACGGAUGCAAAUGGACUCACUGUAGGACUGCUUGGGCCACAAACAUGUCGACCUCACUGCGGAAGCCUCGGGAUGACGAAUACUCCACUAGCAUCUGCGCACAGCCUUCCCCGUCAGACGAAUGCAGGAAGUGGUAACGAGAUUCACUGUAGUUUUGCUCUAGAAAACAAAUACAACUUCAUUUUCUACAUUUCAACCGACUACAUAUGGAUAUCUGUUCCUGCUUGGUUAAGAGAUAAUACACACUGAAGUGAUUUAUGUGACGUACCUUUCCACAAGGUGACAGCCAGCAGCUGGUGUAACUUUGGGUGGCCCAACUUUCCAGAGCCUCCCGUGGACCAUUUCAAGGCUCUGGACACAAACGCUACUCUUUCUGGAGAGUUCUGAUCCAUCAGGCUAAACAGCUUUGCCAGGUUUUCUGCUCGGCAAAUACACAACCAUUUGUAUUAGUUUGUAAGAUUACCCCCAUAAAAA
Doryrhamphus excisus (bluestripe pipefish) is the source of this 6097-nucleotide messenger RNA. RefSeq names its product VPS35 endosomal protein sorting factor like (gene vps35l). The record is from RefSeq and is a predicted model, not a curated record. Gene Ontology annotation, biological process: endocytic recycling. Lineage: Eukaryota; Metazoa; Chordata; Actinopteri; Syngnathiformes; Syngnathidae. Gene Ontology annotation, cellular component: endosome.